Ustilaginoidea virens is the source of this 765-nucleotide messenger RNA. RefSeq lists its product as uncharacterized. Gene Ontology annotation, molecular function: single-stranded DNA binding; DNA strand exchange activity; structural constituent of ribosome. The transcript is spliced from 2 exons. Lineage: Eukaryota; Fungi; Ascomycota; Sordariomycetes; Hypocreales; Clavicipitaceae. The coding region runs from base 1 to 765 and encodes 254 amino acids. The record is from RefSeq and is a predicted model, not a curated record. Gene Ontology annotation, biological process: positive regulation of mitochondrial DNA replication; DNA recombination. Gene Ontology annotation, cellular component: nucleus; mitochondrial large ribosomal subunit.
AUGAGCAGCGGAUCACGCUCACGGGUUACCCAAUGGUCAGCUCGACUGCACUCCUGCAUUCGCCAACUGCACGCAGGAGCAGGAGGUCAGUUAGGUCCCUCGGCAGGAUCAUUGGGACGUCAGAGCCAUGGAGAGAAGAUUUGGGUUUUCAGUCACCGAAGAUCAGAGCAGACAAUCUACUCGUUGGAAGAUAAGCUGGAUGGAUUUCACGCCUUGAAGCAGCUGCCCUUCAACGGCAAAAAGACGAAACCUGCCAAGCUUCGAAAAGAUUACUGGGCCCCAAUGGCCAUGAUACAGUUUCCUCAAGGACAAGGAGAAGUCGGCCGCUCGGUUUACCAGAAACUACGCGAGCUGAAGCACUUGCACGAGGUCGCUUGGCCCAAGGACUUCAGAUACAAGCGACCACAAGAGUUCACCGAAGCGGACAAGAAAAAGAUUGCCGAGGAGAAGGAAAAGGGUAGGGACUACAAGCCCGUUCGGACCAAGGCCGAGAGAGGCAUUGCUCUCAACGCGCAAAAGAAAAACGCCAUCGCAGAUAUGGCCACCGUACUAGGUGGCCACGGGAGCGGGAACAAGGUCGCAGCCUCCCCUGCGUCGCAUGAUGACCAGCCGGAGCUGGUACACGUCUCCAUAAGCUGGGCUAACGAUGAGGAUAAAAACUAUGCCGAGAGUUGGUCAACCAACGUCUCUCAUGAGCUACUCAACAAGCCCGUGUACAAUAAGUUGGACAGGGAGGGCGAGAGGGAGGGCGAGUCCGGCGCAUAA